AUGGGAGUUGUUGUGUACCGACUGUUCUUUCAUCCGUACGCCAAACAUCCGGGCCCGUUCUGGGCCAAACUUACCAGUUGGUACUCAGUGUACCAUACCUAUAACGGCGAUCUGCACAUAGACAUCUGGAGAUGUCAUGAGAUAUACGGAAAAGUUGUACGAUAUGCCCCCAACCGCAUCAUCGUCAAUACCGAGCCAGCUUUCAAAGGCAUCUACGGCCAUGGGAAAAAUGUGCGCAAGGCGAAAUCCUACCUCAAAAUCUCCCUUGUGCCUACCGUCCAUCCGACGCUUGGCACCAUGGACAACACCGCCCACGGCAAGCUGCGACGAAUCAUGAAUCAAGGACUAUCAGAUUCCCACAUUCGAACCAUGACGCCCGAGCUGCAAGCAAUUGUUUCUACUUUUGCGGGAGGGAUUGGGGAGAUGGAGGAUCGUUUUCAUACCAGCGGCCCUGUGACGGCCAACAGCGACGAUGACGAGGGAUGGAGCUCGCCCAAAAACAUGGCGCAUUGGUGCGACUUCUUCACCUUUGACGUCAUGUCACAGCUCGUCUUCGGGACUUCAUACCAUCUACUCACGGAUGCAGAGAAUCACUGGAUCGUGGACGGCGUCUGUGGCCAGAUGAGGCGGAUCAGCUUCCUCACCCAGCUGCCUGAAUUGGAGACCAUGAAGUUGCACAAGCUCCUCUUCCCAGAUGCUCGCCGCAGGGCUCUCCGCUUCUCACAAAAGAGCCGGCAGAUUAUGGAGGAGAGACAGGAAAGGGAGAAGAGAGCUGCACAGGCUGACGAAACAGAAGCAGACAAGAGUAAAGCCAAGAUUGACCUCUUCUCCAAACUCCUGCAUGCCAAAGACCCGGAGACUGGCGAGGGUUCCGACACAUCAUCCACCGGAAUGGCGGCCGUCUUCUUCUAUCUUUGCCGCCAUCGCCAUAUAUAUGACGGCGUAGUCAAGGAGGUGCGAGAAGCCUUUCCUGACCCUAGCCAAGUAUGCCCCGGCCCUCAACUGCUCUCUUGCAGUUACCUACGCGCCUGUAUCCGGGAAGCCCUUCGACUAGCGCCCUCGGCAGGAGGAGCGAUGUGGCGAGAGGCACUUUCCGGUGGCCUCUCCAUCCCCGGCACAGAUAUCCAUGUCCCUGCCGGCCUGGAAGUAGCUACGGGAAUCUGGUCCCUAAACCAUAAUGCGGAAUACUUUCCAGAACCUUUCGCCUACCGACCAGAGCGCUGGCUGCCGGCCGAAACUGGCGACGAGGCCGUGUCGCGGGCCAAGUCUGCCUUUGCGACCUUUUCUCACGGACCGCGUAAUUGUGUCGGCAAGGGAUUGGCCAUGCUGGAGAUUUCGUUGGCAAUGGCAGCAGUAAUCAGCCGGUAUGAGUUCCGCGCUGUUGAGGAUGAGGACCUGAGAAGGGUGGGCGAGGGUAGGGGUGACUUGAAGGGACAGUAUGAUACCUUUUGGGCAUUUACGAGCCUGAAAGACGGGCCAUAUGUUCAGUUUAGGCCAUACAAAGUGUGA
Metarhizium robertsii ARSEF 23 is the source of this 1509-nucleotide messenger RNA. Its product is annotated as Cytochrome P450 CYP548G4. The record is from RefSeq and is a predicted model, not a curated record. NCBI's taxonomy places the organism in Eukaryota, Fungi, Ascomycota, Sordariomycetes, Hypocreales, Clavicipitaceae. The transcript is spliced from 3 exons. Bases 1 to 1509 code for a protein of 502 amino acids. Gene Ontology annotation, molecular function: heme binding; iron ion binding; oxidoreductase activity, acting on paired donors, with incorporation or reduction of molecular oxygen.